This is a messenger RNA of Solanum tuberosum (potato), 749 nucleotides long. RefSeq names its product protein transport protein SEC16B homolog. The record is from RefSeq and is a predicted model, not a curated record. The transcript is spliced from 2 exons. Lineage: Eukaryota; Viridiplantae; Streptophyta; Magnoliopsida; Solanales; Solanaceae. Gene Ontology annotation, biological process: Golgi organization. Gene Ontology annotation, cellular component: ER to Golgi transport vesicle membrane; endoplasmic reticulum exit site. The coding region runs from base 16 to 678 and encodes 220 amino acids.
AAGCAUAGCUCAAAUAUGUCACAAAAUGAAAAUGCUGCAAAGAGUAACCAUAUGUCAGAAUAUAGUGGGAACCAGCAAUUAGAGAACCACCACAACCAAGAUUUUUCGGCAAGCAGUCAUUUUAAUAGGCAAAUAUCUAAUCAUUAUGAGGGAACAGUUCCAUACAAUGCAAAAGCAAUUCAAAAUCAAAAUGACCAACGAUUUCUCCCUGGUGGGGGUUUCAGUCAUCAAUUUAGUCAGCCAACACUCCAGCAACAUGAGGAGAAGCAUGCCUCAAAUGAUUAUUAUGGGACUCAAACUACAGCCAAUUAUUCCCAGCAAGCAUUUCAGAGCAGCCAGCAGUUUGGUCAUGCUCCCACUGCAGGAAGAUCAUCUGCUGGCCGUCCACCACAUGCUUUGGUUACUUUUGGUUUUGGUGGAAAACUGAUUGUGAUGAAAGAUUAUAGUUCUUCUGGAAACUCAUCCUUUGGAAGUCAGAAUCCUGUAGGAGGUUCAAUAUCUUUGCUCAAUUUGAUGGAUGCUGUCUCUGAGAGAGUUGACAGUUCAAGUCUUGCGAUGGGGGCAUGCGACUAUACCCGAGCUUUGUGUCGACAAUCAUUCCUUGGUCCACUAGUUGGUGGUAGUCCCAGUAUCAAGGAGUUGAAUAAAUGGAUUGAUGAGAGGAUUUCAAAACUCUGAAUCUCCUGACAUGGAUUUACAGGAAAGGCGAAGUUUUGAGGUUGCUUCUGUCAUUGCUAAAAAUAGCAUGU